AUGGACGUAGCGGCGAUGCAGCGACGGCGACAGCAGUUCGUCCACCGCCUGCAGGUCCAGCAGCAGCAGCAAGGUACGCACCACCAGCCGCUGCCACCGCCGCCGCCGCCGCUGCCGCACCAGCAGCAGCAGCACCAGAACAGCAACAGCAGGGCUACCGGCGGCCGCAGGUGCUGCCCGCUGCGGCGGUCGCGGAAGGGGUGCAUGAAGGGCAAGGGCGGGCCGAACAACCAGCAGUGCCCCUACCGCGGCGUCCGCCAGCGGACCUGGGGCAAGUGGGUGGCCGAGAUCCGCGAGCCCAACCGCGGCGCGCGCCUCUGGCUCGGCACCUUCGGCAGCGCGCACGAGGCCGCGCGCGCCUACGACAACGCGGCCAGGCAGCUCUACGGCGACUGCGCGCGCCUCAACCUGAAGCUGCCAGUGCCUCCUCCGGCGGUUGCGGUUGCGGCGGCGGCAGGCGGAGGAGGACCGGCGGCGGUCGUGGUAUCGUCUCCGUCCCUGCCUGACACCGUGGCUGCUGGCCCUGCUGCUGCUGGUGGUGGUGGGCACAACCGCCACCACCAGUACCUCCAGCAGCAGCAGGCCACCAUGGCGUCGGCGCCCAUGAUGAUGAUGCAGUACUCCUCCAGCUACUCCGCCGAUGCGUCGUCGUCCAACUCCGACUCCUUCUCCAACUCCUACUCCAGCUCGUCGCCGGUGACGACCAUGACGGCCUCGCCCACCUACAACUACAACCACCACCAGACGAUCCAGAUGACGCCGCCACCACCGUCGUCAUGCGGCGGCGUGAUGACGGCGCCCACCGUGCCUCAGGCGCAGCAGGGCUGCCACGUUGACGACGCCACCACCGUCACCACCACGAUGGAGAUGCAGCGUCACCAGCAGAUGCUGCGCGAGCUGGCGGCGGCGCCUCUGCACCAGGAGCCCGACGACUUCGAGGACUUCAUGACGCGGCUGCCCAGGGCGGAGGACUUCGGCCUGCAGGGCUUCCAGGAGGUGGCCCCCGAGGUGUUCGACGAAGCCGCCGGCAUCUGGGACCACGCCGCCGCCGCCUGGUCGACCCCCGCCACCAUGAUGAUCGACUCCGCCGCCGGCGCCGCCCAGCACCAGCCGCAGCAGGUCGUCGUCCCUCUUUGA
Molecule: messenger RNA, 1137 nt
Organism: Miscanthus lutarioriparius
Lineage: Eukaryota; Viridiplantae; Streptophyta; Magnoliopsida; Poales; Poaceae
Source: the annotation of a GenBank genome assembly